CCAAAAUGGGCCGAAGCCCUAAACUUACAAUAUACAUAUCAUCAAACUCAACCGUUCAUUUACCUCUAUCAAAACCCUAACCCUAGUUUAUCAAGCCGCACAGAGCCGAAGCAGAUUCAGCAACCAACAAUGGCGGAUGUUGAGGUCGAUGUUGCAGCAGCCGGAGCACCGAAGAAGAGGACGUUCAAGAAGUUCAGUUUCAGAGGAGUUGAUCUGGAUGCUCUCCUUGAUAUGUCCACUGAUGAGCUUGUUAAGCUCUUCACUGCUCGUGCUCGCAGAAGGUUUCAGAGAGGUUUGAAGAGGAAGCCUAUGGCUUUGAUUAAGAAGCUCCGUAAAGCUAAACGUGAGGCACCCGCUGGUGAGAAGCCAGAGCUUGUGAAAACCCACUUGAGGAACAUGAUCAUUGUUCCAGAAAUGAUCGGUAGCGUUGUUGGUGUCUACAAUGGAAAGACCUUCAACCAGAUCGAAAUCAAGCCCGAGAUGAUCGGUCACUACCUUGCGGAAUUCUCAAUUUCAUACAAGCCCGUUAAGCACGGUAGACCUGGUAUUGGUGCCACCCACUCUUCCAGGUUCAUCCCAUUGAAGUGAGUCCAGUUCUUGUCACGCUUUAGCGUGUUUUUGUUUUCCGAACCGGGUAGGUGGUUUUCAUUUCCGUAAUGUAAGAUGUUACAUGUUUUGAGGAUUUUGCGUGUUUAAUGCUUGUUAUGACAAUCUUUUUUUAAUACUCAUUCUUUAACCUUUAUGCUGUUUUAA
This is a messenger RNA of Helianthus annuus (common sunflower), 753 nucleotides long. Its product is annotated as 40S ribosomal protein S15-4. The record is from RefSeq and is a predicted model, not a curated record. Gene Ontology annotation, molecular function: structural constituent of ribosome; RNA binding. Bases 130 to 588 code for a protein of 152 amino acids. The transcript has 4 exons. Lineage: Eukaryota; Viridiplantae; Streptophyta; Magnoliopsida; Asterales; Asteraceae. Gene Ontology annotation, biological process: ribosomal small subunit assembly; translation. Gene Ontology annotation, cellular component: cytosolic small ribosomal subunit; ribosome.